Messenger RNA from Alnus glutinosa, 1214 nucleotides. RefSeq lists its product as uncharacterized. The transcript has 3 exons. The coding region runs from base 69 to 920 and encodes 283 amino acids. The record is from RefSeq and is a predicted model, not a curated record. Lineage: Eukaryota; Viridiplantae; Streptophyta; Magnoliopsida; Fagales; Betulaceae.
CUUAUUUUCUCUCUCGCUACAGCCUAGAGCCUAGAGCCUUUUCUUUCAACCAUUUGAGGAGAUCGAUCAUGGGUGUUCCUCUUGAAGAGAAGGCUCUUGGAGAAAAUAUUCACAGCCUCGAAGAGAAAGUCUCUGUGUUUUUCGGUGAAGACAUGCCGGGAGAGGGAGGCUCAGACGACGGGUCGUCUUUGGAAGCCAAACCGGAUGAAUAUGAAUCCGACACCAAUGCCUCGCCUGACCCACUUGAGAGAACCCUGUACUGGGAAUCUCAACAGGCCUUGCUUCAGGAGAUUUUAGAGCAGUAUAACUCAACAGCCUCAAAUUUCCGGCAAGAGAUAAUCCGAAUAAUAGAGGUUGCUAGAAAGGUGGAUUUUUGCAAAUGCUCCAAGCCAAGCUUCGAUGGUUGCAUCCACUGCUUUCGACGAGGAGUUGUCAAUUUGCUUUCUGACAAAGGAUUCAGGGCCACUCUCCUCACCUCAAAAUGGACACACACUAAAAAGUAUCCCGGAGGGACACACGAGUAUAUUGAAGUGAUAGCAAGUACAAGCUCUCGAAAGAAGCAAACGCCAUUCCUGAUUGAAUUGGAGUUCCGGGACCAAUUCAAGAUUGCCAAAGCAUGCGACAAGUACCACAAGCUUAUAACCCAAUUGCCAGAAUGUUACGUGGGAAAACCUGACUACCUCAACGCCAUUGUUCGGGUCGUGUGUGAUGCAGCCAAGAGGUCGAUGAAAGAAAAGAAAAUGCAUAUGGGUCCGUGGCGAAAAAGAAGCUUCAUGCAGAUGAAAUGGUCCGGCAGUUCUAUUGAGAGGUCUAAUUUUGAUGAGCCCCUCCACCAACUUUCGACUCCGUCCCUUUUGCUUAGGCAAGCGAGGGAGUCAUGCUUACACUUUGCUGCCGCUCCGGCAGUGGUUGUCACCUAAUAUCCGCUGGCCGGAAUUUAACACGCCGGUUGCCGUCCACAAUUUUGUCUCUCUCUUUUUGGGCUGGUACUACAAUAUAUAUGUUAUAUUAGGUAGAAUAUAUAUAUAUAUAUAUAUAUAUAUAUAUAUAUAUAUAUAUAUAUGUUGCUGGACUUCUGUAACUAAAUAUACUGUGGUGGAUGCAUGAGACUGAUCUAGGCAGACCCAGUACUGCAAAGCUUCUUUUUUUGAAUAAGUAGUAGUGUAUCUUUGGGUCAUAAAAUAUAAAUAUAUAGAAGAGGUUGCAGUGCCUUA